AUGUCAAACAUGCGUAGCGGACCUGGUUUAGUUCUGGAAGUGGUAGCAGGCACGAACUCUUCUGUUCCAUCUGACCGCACGCCCAUCGGUUAUUAUGUCCGUGCCUCUACCUCCGAUGGCCGGUGGAACACCACCAUCAAGGCUGCAGAGGCAGACUACAGCGUUUCUUGGAACGAAACCCUCAACAUCCACGCCCCCUCCCUGAAGUUUCUCCAGUGGUUCAUGUCCAUCUUCUCCCCCACAUCCAAAAAAAUUAACCUCGAAAUUCGUGCCUUAUACGAGUCUGGACCUGAGCAUGUACGUGCGUUCGAGACUACUUUUGAACAAUUGCUCGGAUGCGACGGACAGUCCAUGACCCUCUCGGCUAUCAAUAACCAGGACAUAUCUCUUACGUUGAAAGCACAGCGUAGUAUUAAAAUAACUCCGCACGCGCCACGAUCGAGCAUCCCCGAACAUACGCGCCGUCUGGACAGAAAUGUUGUCAUCUUCGGCGAAGCCGGCUCAGGGAAAAGUUCGCUCAUCAACGGAACCACCCAACAUUUACUUGCGGAGACAUCCAAUGACGCACAUGGAUGCACUUCUACCCCUGAACGCUACCCAGUAGAAAUUUCCGACAGGAAAUAUGUCCUGAUUGAUACCCCAGGUCUCAAUGAGGGGUCUGCAGGCACAGUACCAGAUGCGGAGGCAAAGGAACUGUUAAAGAGCCUGUUGCGUGAGCUCAUGAGCUCUAGGUCGGAUAGCAUCGGCCUUCUGGUGUACUGCGUGCGCCGCGCGACUCGCCCCCGCACCUUCGUUGAGGCCUACAAUAAAUUCUACUCUGGGAUCUGCCAUAAGAGAGUCCCAAUCAUCAUCGUCGUCGAAGGAUGGGAGCACGAGCGGGACAUGGAGAGCUGGUGGAAUAUCAACGGGAAUCAAUGGAAGAGUCAUGGGAUGCAUUUCGCAAACCAUCCAUGCGACUCGACGAGCAACAUCCCAGAUGGAGUCACCCGUCGUGUUACAGAGCCGAGUGGCUUUUUGCGCAACCUUAUUGCUAGGCACUACUCAGAUUCGGCAGUCGGCACCAGACGUCGUCUCGUGAUCGAAGGACCCAAUGAAUAA
This is a messenger RNA of Suillus subalutaceus, 1098 nucleotides long. RefSeq lists its product as uncharacterized. The coding region runs from base 1 to 1098 and encodes 365 amino acids. Gene Ontology annotation, molecular function: GTP binding. Lineage: Eukaryota; Fungi; Basidiomycota; Agaricomycetes; Boletales; Suillaceae. The record is from RefSeq and is a predicted model, not a curated record. The transcript has 4 exons.